Bursaphelenchus xylophilus (pine wood nematode) is the source of this 5813-nucleotide messenger RNA. The record is from the annotation of a GenBank genome assembly. Lineage: Eukaryota; Metazoa; Nematoda; Chromadorea; Rhabditida; Aphelenchoididae.
AUGACACCUGCGAAGGGAAAACAGCGAUGUAAAGAGAUGGCCAAAGUGAUUUUUGGUGUCAAGCUUUACGAUGAUUUCCCAGUGGUCAUUUAUUUCCCUGAGUCGGUAAGCUCUCCAAUGAGAAACCCCCUUCAUUACUCUGUCGAGAAAACAAUGAGCGCGUCGCUGAAGUGAAAAGCAAUUUGAUUUUGCUGCCACACAAUGGAUUUUCUCGGCAGCGAUGCGAUUUUUGAUGCGACAUUCUGUUCAUUAUUUUCCCGACAGACUGAUAUGGCCACGCUUUUAGGUGGAAGAACGCAAACAAAUCUUAUAUCACAUCCGCGAUAUUUUCAAUGGCAGCGAAGAGCCCGGGCCCUACAAUAACUGCGCCGAACUUGUUGAAGAUGUUGCUCCGAUGUACUACAAAAAGAUCAUGUUUGAUUUCAUCAACCAAAACGAGGAUUCCAUACAGACUCUUGAAGAGGAGUUCCUCAGAAUGUACACAGACAUUGUCAGCGCGUUCAACGCCACCUUGUACUCGAUGAAUGCGCCCGAGACGACGGGAUUUCAACGGAUCAAACUGCUGAAUAUAAGUCAUCCGAUUUUUGAGAACGCCGAAUUCGAAAAGUACUUUAAUGUCACGUUUAUUGAGGAGUUUUUGUAUCGAGAUCGGCAUGUGAAUAACAUGAAACGGAUGAUUCAAUGGAACGCCGAUCAUCAGGAGAAAAUGUUUUACUCUCCGAGUUUUGAGGUAAUGAUUGAGGCGUAGAGGUGAUAAAGUUUCAGAAACACACAUCCUUCUUUGGUCUCGAGGCCGGGAAUGAGGAGUAUUUUGGAUUUGGAAUGCAUGCAAUCAGCUAUCCCUUUUAUAACAGGGCUUUCCCACCAGCUUUGACCUAUUCCAAUUUUGCUUUCGCCUUUCGGAAUAAGGCACAUCGUAGGUUUACUUUAAUUCUUGAUACAAAAUACUGCAAGUGCGACGCCCAGAUUUUGAUGGUAGUUAGCACAAAUUUAGACCGAGCUUUGGAGAAACGACAGAGAUUUUUAGAUCGAAAAAUAGUAAAAAAAGCGACAGUUUUUUUGCGAGAAUUAGCAUAACAAAAAAGCUCCACGCGUUUCGCGCAUUCUUUCGGCAGAUUGUUGAAUUUCACAGCCAUCUCUUCAAAGCGCAAGCUAAAAUUUUCAGGAAUUGAUAGACCGUCUAUGCCAAAAGAACGUGAAAAAUUUACAAAAAAUCUAGGCGUUGAACUUGGAGUACUUCGUUUGUCAAAAUCCCCAUCUUUUUUUUUGAGUGAACACCGUUGCCUACAACGCUUUUCAACGUCGCAAUACAAUGUUCUUUCAAGAUUCUUUUGUUGAGAGUCCAUUUAUCAGCAAACUGUCGCAAGAACAGCUGUACUUUUUGAACUUGGCUCAGAAUUUGAUUAUGCUUGGUGGAGACUUUGCCGACAAAAAGUCUGAUGCAUGGGACUACUUCAAGUGCUGGAGGGCAUUUUCGAACGCUUUCCAUUGUGAGCCGGGAAGCGCGUAUCACAAAACAGGAGAUUGUGGAGGUGUUGUACCAAGCAAUAUUCAACCAUUCUACAAUUAUUCCCAUUAUGUUCUUCCUAAUAAUUAGAAUACUUGAAGCAUUUGGAAAGUACUAAGUAAAAUUUUUAUAAUAAAUGUAAUUCUAACCGAGAAAGUGACUAAAGAGAGAGCCACAUCUUCGAUUUAGCUCGCCAAAAUUUUGAUACGAAACCGGAUCUUUUCCUCCGGCAAAGACAUCGGCAAUUGCUUGGGCAAAAUCUUUGUAAUGUUCAGUAUGAACGCCUUUAGAGCCCCCUAACAAGGCGCCACGCAAAAUUUUGACGUAAAAUCCACAUUUGGAAGCUCUGAGAUUGCUCGUUGUGUACAGGCUUUGUUGUGCGUAAAGCAUCCCUGUUUGCUUUAUGCUAUAAACGACGUUUCUAUUACAAAAAGAAAAAGGAAAAAAGACGCGUCUUCCUUUCUAGCCAAUCAACAAUGGCGCGGACCUCCUCUCAAACGCUCUUUCUGCCACACAAGUCUCUCUUCCCUCUCCUUGCGCCACAAAAAUUUAGACGCUCACUUCUUCAAGCGCUGUUCUCUCUAUUCUCCCUACCAAUUUUUUUAGUAUUUCUUAAACAUGCUGGCAGCGUACAUUAUACGUUCUAUAAUAAGGAGUAUUACUAAAGAUCCUUUCAAUGAAAACGGAUUCUCACCAGGAAAAGUGCUCCAUACAGGUCAGAGUUGACCCUCGACAAUGCACGUGAAGCGUACCAUUCUCUUAAUAAACCGGUAAGACUAUUAAUUUGUUACUUAACUGACUAAAAACUUAUUGAUGGAACACGUUUUAGACAAUAGUUGUCAGCGAAUUGUAAAUUUUUUUUUAUUUUGAGUGUAACUUCAGUCAAAAUGAACAGAACUUGAUGAAACCAAGAACGUUUAAGAUGCUAGGAGACAUGCUUUAACUCCGCAUAAUUGCUUUAUGUCGGCCACAGGCGUGGUACCAAUUUUGAAAAAAAUUUGUUUCUUGGAAUUUUUUACAUUUCGAGGUAUAAGACCUCACGAAACCAGCAUACAAAGACUAUAACGGACAGUAGUUUCUUGUUAGCUAUCAUACAAUAGCAUAAAAAUUUUCUGCCCUUUAAACCCGCUAGAUUGACUUUACAUUGUACAUGGUGUACCCCCAAGUGCCCAACUCAUAAAAGAUGAACGAGAAGAUAACGAAACCCGGCUGGCUAUCCUAUGAUUGCUAACAACUGAUUACCACUUAUUUUGGUAUUUGUAUGCUGAUUUAUGAGCGGCGUGACUAUCUAUUAGGUAGAUCAAGAAAUAUUGUCGUUUUCGAGUGGGCAGUUUCCAAAGUCUAUAAAAAAAUCAAACGACAAUAAAAUUUCGCAAUAUUGCACCGUUUUGUAGUCAAGAACUCAAGCUAAAAUAAGGUAAACCAGGCAUUUUUACCAUUUUUUGAACACAACCUUUUGACCUAAAAACAGAAGAAAACAAAGAAUCACCUACUUACCAAAUGUGGAGAGAGCUGGGCUUGCGGGGGCACUGUGAUCUGAAAACAGAAAACAUAAGUUUGUCAAAAGAAACUAAAAAAUGGCAACACGAAGAAUAUGAAAAUUUUGAAACGCGAAACUAUCGGGGGAAGUUGAAAAAGCUCGUUGAAAACUUCUACUAAUACAUACUUCAUGCUAGCCUUUAACACCUUCCUUUUAAAUUAAUAAAUGAUACCUAAAAUCUUGAAGUUCCAAGAAAAUCAAAGUGAUAAAUGCCCGCGAGGAGGAAACAUGGCCGAAAUCCCGCUGAAAAAGAGAUUUGAAGCCGUAAAAAAAGGAAAUGUUUCUUGUGGACAAAAUUUCCUCAGAUCGCCGAAAACGCCCGGUUUUUUUAUUGUUUUUGGUGUUCGUUUCACAACUCUUUAUAAAAAAUAUUAUAUUAUUUUCCUUUCAGACGAACCCAUUCCAAAAAUGCCUUCAUUGUCGAAAGUUAUGGCCUUGAUCGUGGCGGUUAUUAUAUGUAAGUAAACAUCUUUUAUGGGCGUUUCCGCAAUUGUAGAAACCUUUUUAGGCAAUUGUUAUUUAAAACGCGAGGUUCUCCAAGCCAAGGCGAAAAUAAGGAAUGUUCCCGCAGCAGUACCCAAAACGGCUGGGCUCUUGCUAGAAAAUGAAAAAUUUGUUCUUUUUUAUUGUUGGAGAUGGAUCAAACAAGAUGAAGACGAAUGGAGAUCACUGAAAAGGUAUGCUUUUUGUUUUUUUUCUGUUUUACAGCAGUUUGGAAAAGUUUCUUAUGAAAGCUGGUCCAAUAUUUUUUGUGUUUUGAACGAUUUUAGGUACUUUUUGACAUAACGAUGCGUGAAAAUGGGUGUAGUUUCCCAAAAAAACCGUCCAGGAAUUCUGAUGGUUGAGUUUUUGUCGAGUUACAGGCAAAACCUUCACCAAAGUACCUAGUGUAAUAUAAUAUUUUAUACUACAUUUAGAAAUCAUAACCCAUUUUCACGAUUCGUUAUGUCAAAAAGUCCCUAAAAUCGCCCAAAACACAAGAGUAUUGGAUCAGCUCUCGUAAAAAACUUUUCCAACCUGCUAUAAAACAAAAAAAAAAAAACAAAAAGCAUACCUUUUUCAGUGAUCUCCAUUCGUCUUCAUCUUGUUUGACACAUUUCCAACACCAAAAAAAGCAAAUUUUUUUCUAGCAAGAGACCAGUUGUUUUGGGUACCGGAACAUUCCUUAUUCGCGCCUUGGCUUGGAGAACCUCACACUAACAAGGGAAGUCCCCCAAGUGCGACGCUCAGAUUUUGAUGAAACUCGGCACAAAUUUAGAAUAAUUUUUUCUAAGACAUAUGAGAGAAUCCUAGCUCGCGCUUUGCAGAAAAAACCGAAAUGUUUAGAUCGAACGUCGGCGAAAAUGUGAGACGUUUUGCCGAAUUUCGGCACUAAAAGUUUCAUACCUAUUUCUACCGUAAAAAGUAAUGCUUCUAUAAAAAAUCAAUUUUUUCCCCAUGAAACUCGCAAAGUUAUGGCCAAAAAGCGUUUUUCUCUCUGACCGCUCUCCGCGUUAAGCGUACUCUCUUGGCGGCAAAGAUCGUUCGAUAUCUCGGCUGCGCCUGCAAAGCACGGGCUCAAACUUUCAGGAAUUGGUAUCUAGUCUAUGCCCGACACGUCCGCAAAAUUUAAAGAAAAUCUGAGCGUCGCACUUGGGGUACUUCCCCUGUAAGUUUAACCCUUUCCGGACGAGUCGGCACGUACUGGUAAAAAUGAAAGAGGGUACCCUACUGAGUAACGGCAUAAUAGUGGUUCAGCCCAUCGAAGCGUUAUUUGCGACUUACAAUUAGGACAAAAAAUGUCCUAAAACAUACCCCCAUUUAACAUAUCACUUUUAAAAUUUUUGUGACAAGCUGUAGGUCGGAAACUACCCUAAAUUAAAGUCGAGGAGUCUUAGUACUGUUACAUCCAAGAACUGUCCGAAUGGGACCACUAUAGGAUUUGUUAUCGAUUUUUGGAAAUUGAAAUUUUAAUUUUGGUCAAUUUUGGACCUAAAAUCAAGUAUAUCUUCUGUCGACAUCAACCGUUUCGGUCCAAAUGUGGUUUUUCCAAAUCUAUUUUGAUGCUAGCUUCUUCCUAGAGUGUUUCCAGAAAAAACCUAUGAGGCAUAUUUCUGUAAAACGCAAAAAUGUUGAAAAUGUAAAUGUUUCAUCGUAUAAAAUGUCGCUGCAAGCCGAGAAGGGUCGGGCGCAGCUCGAAUCGAGAAAAUAAUAAUUUUUUCUUUGAUAAAUAUUGUUUUAGUGUGAAACCAAAUUAAAAUCCAUGAAAAUUGCCUGAAAACAGAGUAAAAAUAUAAAAAUGACAUUUAGGUAAUGUUUAUGUGCUAUUCCUGUCCGUAUUCGCGUUGAAUCAUCUUGUUGACAUUAAAAAGUCAACCGAUCUACAGCUUGUCACAAAAAUUUUAAAAGUGAUAUGUCAAAUGGGGGUAUGUUUUAGGACAUUUUUUGUCCUAAGUCCCAAAUAACGCUUCGAUGGGCUGAACCACUAUUAUGCCGUUACUCAGUAGGGUACGCUCUUUCAUUUUUACCUGAACGUGCCGACUCGUCCGGAAAGGGUUAAAAAACGCAUAAAACAAGCUCGUCAAUUUUUUUUCGUUCCGAGCUGCGCCCUAGGAUAUGCCAAUUGGGGUAUUUGUAUACGAUAAGACGUUUUUAUUGUCCUUACUUUCAGAUGUCGCUUUGCUCAUAAAAGAUGAAGAAGAAGUGCAGGAGUUAAUAAGAGUAACGUUCCGCAUAUUAGCGAAGGAAUUAACGAAUCGAUUAAAGAAGAGAUACGAACUGAUGUAA